AUGGUGCGGUCUCUGAUCGUGGCCGCGCUAGCCGCUGGCUUCGCCAAUGUGGCUUUGGCACACAACAUUGAGGUGCCCCCUUGCGGCCAGGAAUGCAAAACGCUUGAAUACGUUGGCUGUGUCAAAGAUGGCAGCCCCUCGGCUCUCAUCAUGCGAUCGAACCAAGAUCAGGGCCAGAUGACGGUUGAGAAGUGCGGUGCCGUCUGUAAGGGAAAUGGUUUCCGAUACGCUGGCCUCAAGUACUAUGGCAUCUGCUUCUGUGGCAACACCCUGGGCGGCUCGCCCGCAGACGAGGGCUCAUGCUCGUAUCCCUGCAGUGGAAACAACGCUCAAAAGUGUGGAGGAGACUCGACGCUGUCCGUCUGGGAGGACAAGACCUACCCCAAGAAGCCCGAGGAGGUCUCUGGUGAUGAUUACAAGGCUAUUGGCUGCUACACUGACGACACGAACAAGGGAAGGACCCUGUCCUGGCCCGUCAACGUCGACUCGGCUUCCAUCACACCCUCGUCAUGUAUCGCUGCCUGCAAGGCCAACGGAUUUGCCUAUGCCGGAACCGAGUUUGGAGGUGAAUGCUGGUGCGGCUCUUUCCUGAACCCGGCCACCCAGGCUGUCGAUGCCUCGCAGUGCAACAUCCCUUGCCACGGAGACAGCUCUGUAUCUUGCGGCGGCCGCGGUCGUUUGACCGUGUACGAGGCCAAGGUGCUCAUUUCUACGGAGCCUUGCAUCCCCGUGCCGCCCCCCAUUUCUACUUCGGUCGCACCGCCUGCCUCUACCGCCGGCCCUGGCACAUCUGCAGCAUCGUCCGCCCCAGGCUCGUCCGGCGCUCCCGGAUCAAGCGUGCCCGCUUCCAGCAAUUCCGGUGUACCUACUCUUCCCGGAACAGGUGUUCCGUCUGAGUGCUCUGCCCCGCCUACUGUCACUGUCACCGUGACGCCGUCUUCCACUGGGCCUGUGCCUACCGGGCCUGCUUCAUCGGGUCCCGAGUCUAGCGGUCCGGGUUCGACUGGUCCUGGCUCGACUGGUCCGGGUUCGACUGGACCAGAGUCCAGCGGCCCAGCCUCUACCGGUCCCCAGUCCUCCGGCCCUGAGACCACUGGCCCAGCUUCGACUGGCCCGGUUCCCACCACUACGCCAGCUACUUGCACAACCGUCGUGACCGGCAGUGACUGUGGACCUGCUGCCACUACAGCUCCUAACCAGUCAACUGGCCCCUACACCUCUGGCCCAGUUCUUCCCAGCGGCGUGGUCACAUGCACAAAGACGUUGACUGGUAGCGAUUGCCCGCCUGCUCCUACCGGAACUGGUCCUGUGCCUACCGGUCCCGAGACCACUGGCCCUCAGCCUUCUGGCCCCGAGACCACUGGUCCUCAGCCUUCUGGCCCUGAGACCACUGGACCUCAGCCCUCCGGCCCUGAAACUACUGGUCCCCAGCCUUCCGGCCCUGAGACUACUGGUCCUCAGCCCUCCGGUCCCGAGACUACUGGUCCUCAGCCCUCCGGCCCCGAGACCACUGGUCCUCAGCCUUCCGGACCUGAGACCACUGGACCUCAGCCCUCCGGCCCCGAGACUACUGGUCCUCAGCCUUCCGGCCCUGAGACCACUGGCCCUGUCCCUACUGGUCCCCAGACUACCGGCCCUCAGCCUUCGGGCCCUGAGACCACUGGACCUCAGCCUUCCGGUCCUGAGACUACCGGUCCUCAGCCUUCCGGCCCUGAGACUACCGGCCCUCAGCCCUCUGGCCCUGAGACUACCGGCCCCCAGCCUUCCGGCCCUGAGACUACUGGUCCUCAGCCCUCCGGCCCUGAGACUACUGGCCCCGUCCCUACUGGCCCCCAGACUACUGGUCCCCAGACUACCGGCCCCCAGCCUUCCGGCCCUGAAACCACCGGUCCCCAGCCUUCCGGCCCUGAGACUACCGGCCCUCAGCCUUCCGGCCCCGAGACCACCGGCCCGCAGCCUUCCGGCCCCGAGACCACUGGCCCGCAACCCUCUGGCCCCGAGACCACCGGCCCGCAGCCCUCUGGCCCUGAGACUACUGGCCCCGUCCCUACUGGUCCCCAGACUACUGGCCCUGUCCCUACCACCACGCCUGCUACUUGCACAACUGUGCUAACUGGCAGCGACUGCGGACCUGCUCCCACUACCGCGCCUGGCCAGUCUACUGGAAUGGGAUCUUCCCCGUCGGGCCCGGCUCCUACAGGCCCAGCUCUUACCAGCACGGUUAUUACCUGCACCAAGACAUUGACUGGCAGCCAGUGCCCACCUGCUCCUACUACCACGCCCAACCAGUCUACUGGACCCUCGACUACCGGCCCUGCUCCCACCACAACACCAGAGACUACCGGCCCUGAGACUACUGGUCCUCCCGAGACCACUGGCCCAGAAACCACCGGCCCUCCCGAGACUACUGGCCCUGAGACUACUGGUCCUCCCGAGACUACUGGUCCAGAAACCACUGGUCCCCCUGAGACUACUGGCCCUGUUCCUACCACAACGCCAGAGACUACCGGCCCUGAGACUACUGGUCCUCCCGAGACCACUGGCCCUGAGACUACUGGUCCCCCCGAGACCACUGGCCCUGAGACCACUGGUCCUCCUGAGACUACUGGCCCUGAGACCACUGGUCCCCCCGAGACUACCGGUCCUGAGACUACUGGUCCUCCCGAGACUACCGGUCCUGAGACUACUGGUCCUCCCGAGACUACUGGCCCAGAAACCACUGGUCCUCCUGAGACUACCGGACCCCAGACUACUGGCCCAGUUCCUACUACCACGCCUACUAUUUGCACAACCGUCGUAACUGGUAGCGACUGUGGACCUGUCCCUACAGCUCCUGGCCAGUCCACUGGACCUAAUCCUACCGGCCCGGCUCCUAGCAUCAUUACAUGCACAAAGACUUUGACUGGUAGCCAAUGUCCUCCCACACCUACCACCACACCUGGACAGUCCACCACACCUGAGACCACUGGUCCGGCUCCCACGACCACUCCCAACCAGUCUACAGGCCCGGUUCCUACCACCACGCCUGUGACGACAUGUACAACCGUGUUGACUGGUAGCCAGUGCACACCCGCUCCCACCAUGCCUGGCGAGUCUACCGGACCUGUUCCCACGGGCCCUGCCACGAUUAUCACGUGUACCAGCACAUUGACUGGUAGCCAGUGUCCUCCUAAACCCACGACCACGCCUGGACAGUCAACCACACCUGAGACCACUGGUCCGGCUCCCACGACCACUCCUAACCAGUCUACAGGCCCGGUUCCUACCACCACGCCUGGCCAGUCUACCACGCCCGAGACCACUGGUCCAGUUCCCACUACCUCGCCUGUCACUACAUGCACAACUGUCAUAACUGGUAGCCAGUGCACACCUUCUGCUACCAUGCCUGGCGAGUCUACUGGACCUGUUCCCACGGGCCCAGCCACUUGCACAAGCACAUUGACUGGUACCCAGUGCACGCCUACUCCCACAGGUCCCGUGUCCACGGUCCCCGAGUCUUCAACUCCCGCCACCACGGUUCCCGCAUCGUCCACUCCUGCUACCACGGUACCAGAGACCACCGGUCCUGUUCCUACCACGUGUACAAGCGUAUUCACUGGUAGCCAGUGUGUACCUUCUGCUACCUUGCCUGGUGAGUCUACCGGACCUGUUCCCACGGGCCCGGCCACUUGCACAAGCACCUUUACUGGUACUCAGUGCACACCUACUUCCACAGGUCCCGUGUCCACGGUUCCCGAGUCAUCGACUCCUGCUACCUCGGUUCCCGAGUCGUCAACUCCCGUUACCACGGUUCCUGCAUCGUCUACUCCCGCUACCACGGUGCCAGAGACUACCGGCCCUGUUCCUACCACGUGUACAAGCGUAUUCACCGGUAGCCAGUGCACACCUUCUGCUACCAUGCCUGGUCAGUCCAGCGGACCUGUUCCCACGGGCCCGGCUACUUGCACAAGCACCUUCACUGGUACCCAGUGUACUCCUGCUCCUACUACCACUCCUGCUACCUCUGUUCCCGGGUCGUCGACUCCCGUUACCACGGUCCCUGAGUCUUCAACUCCCGCGACUUCAGUUCCCGAGUCAUCGACUCCCGUUACUACCGUCCCUGAGUCUUCAACUCCCGCUACCACGGUGCCCCAGACGACUGGCCCUGUCCCGACCACAUGCACAAGUGUAUUUACUGGUAGCCAGUGUACUCCCGUGCCUACUACCCCUGGACAGCCAACCGGACCUAGUCCCACCGGACCUAUUCCAACUGGACCGGUCACAUGCACGAGCACCUUUACUGGUAGCCAGUGCACUCCUACUCCUACCACUCCCGUCACGACUGUGCCCGAGUCUUCCACUCCUGUCACGACUGUGCCCGAGUCUUCCACUCCUGUCACGACUGUGCCCGAGUCUUCCACUCCCGUCACCUCGGUCCCCGAGUCGUCGACCCCCGUCACAACUGUGCCCGAGUCCUCGACUCCUGUCACCACGGUUCCUGAGACUACAACUCCCGUCACCACGAUCCCUACCAUUCCCGCUACUACGGUUCCAGAGACUACUACUCCUGUCUCCACGGUCCCAGUAACCACCCCAACUACACCGGUCCCGAUUACAUCGACGCCAACUACACCAACCACGGGCUUCAGCACCACGACGCUCUGCACAACCACCGCCACUACGACUCCGGACUGCGAGUACCAGAUUGGAGACUGGUGCGCUCCCCCGGUGCCAGACUGGCACGACAAGCUUGGCUGCAUCAAGUCGGCCGCCGUGUGCAAGCUGCAGUGGGCUUCCUGCUUCAAGAAGGCCGGUCUCACCGGCGCCAUCGGCUGCUUCAAGUACGUCGAGUUCUGCAAGUCCAUCGAGCUCUCCUGUCUCAAGUGCGUCCUCGGCAAGUGCGACAAGAGCGACUGCAAGCCACCGACCGUGUCCGUCACCACCAUCGUCACUCCUUGCGAGCCGACGGCGACCAACCCGCCGACACCACCGCCCACCGUCUGCCCCCCCAAGCCGACCAACAUCUGCAAGGACACUGGCUCCAUCUGCGGCGUCCCGCUGCCCAUUGUCAGCUGCAACGACGACAAGAGUCAGUUUGCCGCCGCGCCCUUCAAGCUUUACAACGACGCGGAUACCAGCAAGUGCCCGAUCUUCCCGCACCCAGAGGUUCCCAACGCUUGCGCCGAGGCCUGCAAGGAACAGUACGACCAGUGCACCAAGACCAGCCUCUGGAGCUGCCACGGAUUGAAGCGCUCCGAGUCUGCCUUUGAGGAUGACUUUGUCGCCCCGACCGCCAACGAGGGGCCUCACCGUCGCACGCUCGGCCUUCUUACGCAGCUCAAGUGCAAGAAGCAGUACUCUGCUUGCGUGGCCGCCAACAAGUACAUCGACACGUCCAACCACUGCAGUUCUUGGGAAGGAUGCUACUAG
Messenger RNA from Metarhizium brunneum ARSEF 3297, 5409 nucleotides. RefSeq lists its product as uncharacterized. The record is from RefSeq and is a predicted model, not a curated record. Gene Ontology annotation, cellular component: plasma membrane. NCBI's taxonomy places the organism in Eukaryota, Fungi, Ascomycota, Sordariomycetes, Hypocreales, Clavicipitaceae.